This is a messenger RNA of Schistosoma turkestanicum, 834 nucleotides long. The record is from the annotation of a GenBank genome assembly. NCBI's taxonomy places the organism in Eukaryota, Metazoa, Platyhelminthes, Trematoda, Strigeidida, Schistosomatidae.
AUUUUAUUGUAGACAGAAAAAAUGAUGGACAAAAUUUUCGUAAAAAAAUUUAAUCUAUAUCGAUCAAUGAAAAGUCACGAUGGACCGAGUUUAUUUUCAGCUGUUGUCAUGAUAGAUUUAAAAUGUUGUGGUUACCUGAAUCCUUUUGAUUUUAAUGAAGAUACAAUUGAAACUGAAGAUGAAUAUGAUGGUCACAGUUACAAUGUUGUUUUAUUACCAAUACCAUGUUGUUUAAUGGAUAAAGAUUUAAAACUGAUUGAUAUCGAUUGUCCAAAGUACCAUUACAUGUCAGAGAAUACUCACAAGCAUCAUAAUACAGGCUGUAAACAAAUUUUUCGUCAGAAAGCAGUUAGUUAUAUUGCAUACCUUACUUAUCUAUCAAUAAUUUUGAUAGUAGUCAAUAUAGCACUUGUAGUAUGCGUCGUUCUUGUGUUGAAAGAAUUAUGGCUAUUGCUUUAAAGAUUGAUACACGAUUAUCAUCGUCUCAUCACAGAAAUCAACAACAUUUGUAGGCAUUAUUCACAACGUCCUACAUGGUUCGAGAUAUGUAUGUUAUUAAAAGUGACCUGUGCUAAAAAACUCAGUGAAGUAUUCUUGUUAGUAGACAUUUUGAAAUGAUCAAGGUGAAAAAAGAACCUAUUGACAGGUUUACUUUGACUGUAUUUUCCUGUAUUUCUUUGUUCAUCUUCAUUCUAUUAAUGAUCAGUUUAAAAAUUGAAUGAAAUAUUGCAGAAAAUGGGUAUACUGGUUUAAUAAUUAUACAACUAGCCACCAUAUACAAAGAUAAAUAGUAUGUUGAUAGUCUAGUAAGUUAGAUGUUAAAUAUAUAUAUUU